Molecule: messenger RNA, 1436 nt
Organism: Spinacia oleracea (spinach)
Lineage: Eukaryota; Viridiplantae; Streptophyta; Magnoliopsida; Caryophyllales; Amaranthaceae
Product: B3 domain-containing protein At2g16210
Exons: 5
Coding region: 186-1139 (317 amino acids)
Molecular function (GO): DNA binding
Source: RefSeq, a predicted model, not a curated record
AGAGUAGGAAAUUGUCCAUUUUAAACCAUUUGACUUGAUUUGAUUUGUCACUGCCUAUUGGCGCCUUUUCUUCCGGUUUCCUUUCUUCAGACAGACUUUUUGCCUUGCCUCUUUCAAAGUUACAAUAUCCAGCUUCUUGGGAAAUUAAAAACCAAAAUAAUUUGUAAAGCUUCAGUAAGAGAGUUAUGGAAGAAACAAUGGCGAAGCCGCCAAAACAAAGAGGAAGGCCCCCUAAGGUGAGAAUUGAAGCAAUGGAGAAGCGAAAAAGAGGAAAAUCCCCUACCCCUAGCCCUAAGGUGAGAGUUGAAGCAAUAGAGAGACGAAAAAGAGGAAGGCCCCCUAAGGUGGAACAAAAAGGAGGAAGGGCCCUUAAGUACGAUCCAUCGCUACCUGGGUUUUUCAAGAUUUAUUUGCCAGAACACAAUUCAAAGCAAUUGGUGAUACCUCUUCAUUUCAUCAAGAAAUUCAAUGGGAAGGUUUCCAAGGAAAUCAUCUUGAAAAACUUUCAGGGAAAAGUUUGGGAUGUGGAGUUAGAAAAGGCUGGAUCCAAGUUGCUGAUCAAAAAAGGAUGGGAAAGUUUUGUGAUUGAUAAUGCAUUAGAGCGAGGAGAGUUCUUGACCUUUACCUACAGGAAGAAAGAUGUUUUCAUUGUUGAAAUCUUCGGUAUUGAUGGGUGCGAGAAGGGAAAAACUAUGGCCACUGAUCAGUCUGAUGUGAAGCUGAAGCAGGAGCCAAACUUAGUUUCGCCUGAAGGAGUGACAACCACUAUACGAUUCACAAAAGUUAUGGAGGAAAAGACUUAUGACAUGAACAUUCCUGCGCGAUUAUUCAGUGAAUAUAACAUAGAAAUGCCCAAAGUUAAAACUUCAGAUGUGAUACUUGUUCGGAACAAACAAGGAUUUUCGCAGGAAAUGAAGCUCUGGCACAGGGUUGACCGUGUAGUGGUCAGUCAAGGGUGGAAAAAGUUUCUGCUCAAGUGCAAUAUAAGAAAGGGAAACGAGUGUGAAUUUGAGAUUGUUCUUGGUAAAGACAGAAAGAUCAAAGAGGUGAUUCUGUUACAAAUUCGCCCCACAAAGAAAGGUUGCUCGAAAAGCUGCUGUCGAAACUUGUUAGGCCAAAAAACAGGUGAACGGAUAUAAUUUUGCAGAGGCUCAUACUAGGUUAUGGAAGUACUGGUUUUUUUUUAUGGUUAUGGAACAACUUUUGCCAGAUUUCAACGAGAUCAAAUGUCGGUUUCUACGUGUAUGGGACGUGAAGAGACAAGUUUACAUAGUCCCUAGGCCUUUUCUUGAGCAUUCAAAUGUGAUACUCCUUUCAUCAAACUAAUAUUUUGUUACCUGUGCUUGAAUUUGGAAUACCAUAGCAGUGUAGUACAUUCUCGAACCUAAACUGAGGUUUUGGUAAUUGCUAGGUAACUAGAAUUUCAGAUUGGUUUA